Messenger RNA from Botrytis cinerea B05.10, 4983 nucleotides. RefSeq lists its product as hypothetical. Bases 383 to 4780 code for a protein of 1465 amino acids. Gene Ontology annotation, molecular function: ATP binding; ATP hydrolysis activity. The record is from RefSeq and is a predicted model, not a curated record. The transcript has 2 exons. Lineage: Eukaryota; Fungi; Ascomycota; Leotiomycetes; Helotiales; Sclerotiniaceae.
GGGCGGAUGAGGGAAACGAAUAUAAGUCGUGGAAGCCAUUUUGUGGUGAACAAAUGGAUUUGAUUAUUUUUUUGUUCUUUGGGGGAUUUUAUCAUACGUUUGCACUGCAAUCAAUCGGAUGGAUUUUGAAUAAUAACGUGCAAAAUUGGAUUGAACUGAAUCGAAUUGAGCUGAAGUUAAAAUUGCAUUCCGAUUGAAUAUUCAUUAUCGCGAGGUUUAUAUAUUGAAUCGCGGGGUACAGCCGCUCUGUUUCUGCAUUACAACUAAUUACCUUGAGAAUAAGCGAAAACCACUCUGAGUACUCAUACCAUCAUAUCUCCAUACUCGACUGCUUUUCUAAAAAUCAAGAAACGGAAGGAAUCUCAUAUUCAUACCUCCCAAAAUGCCGCCAGAAUCAAAAAGUACAUGCAUCUCUUGCACCAACACCACAAGAGAGUGUCAGAAUGUGUUAAUGCAAGUCAUACUUGCUCUGGAGAAUGCAUUGGAGGUUUAUCGGAAAUUGGUACUUUUUGAGAGGAAAUCCCAUGCGAGAUAUGCGUUGGGACAUGAUGUGUACGUGGUGGAAGGGCAGUUGAGGAGGGCGUUGCAGAGAUUGUAUAAGGUUGAUGUUGCCGAGGAGGAGGGGAGAGAAAUAUUGAGUAAGUUGGUGGGCGGAGAUAGGAGUGAGGGGCUGGAAAACUUGCCUCUUUUUGAGGUGGUUAAGAAAGAAGGGCCGAAGAAGAUUGGUGAAAUAGAGGGAAGAUUGAAGGGAGAGAGCGGUAUGGAUUUCCCGAUUUUGAAACUCGAUGCUGGAUUUUCUGAUGUCAAGGUUCCGUUUAUGGACUCGGCGGUGGAGGUUAGGAGUCCAGGGUUUUUUGAGGAGGUGCUUUUAGAUGAUGAUGUCAUGGCUCUUGCGGAAGAGAGUUGCGAGCAAGAGGAAAUUGACACGGAAAAGUGUAUGGAAUUAGCACUUGUGCCGACUCAUCUCACUCCUCAAAUUCCUCACCUGCUUAAAGCUAUUCGUGUAUGGUUAGAAGAAUUCUUCGAAUCAAAAGACGAAUCUAUAGGCAUUCCAGCAUCGAUGGUAUGUCAACUUUUUGAAUUCGAGACGGUUUUCAAACUGGAGAGAUUACCCACAACAAGCUGUAUAUGGAAUGCCGAUUAUCAAAGACAACGGAAAGAAGUAUGGACAAUCACAUCGUUCUGGGGACCCAACCAACGAUCGAAAUGUAUAUGUACGCCUGAAGAGCCGGGUGAGAAUACUUUGACACAUUCAAAGGAUCCUUAUUGUCCGAAGAAUAUGCCAGCGAAUUUGGAUGCUUCGCCAAAGAAUUAUGAAUGGGAUUAUACGACUCAUCGAUGGACCCUUUCUUUGGGGAUUAAUUCAAAGACUCGUGGGACAGGAUCUCCGCCUCGUCAUGUAUCUAGCCCAGAUGAUAAUACAUCUGAUAGCGAAUCAGAUUUUGAAGAAGAGACGGAAGAAAAUGUUGCCGAGAGAAUUCAAAGAAGCAAAAGAGAAAGAGCGGAAGAAGGAGAAAAAGCUUGGGAAGAAAUCAUGGCUAUGACCGGCUUGAAGAAAGUAAAAGAGCAUGUGAGGAAACUCAAGGCCAAAGUUGAGAGUUCGAUUCGGCAAAAUAUCGAUCUGAAAGAAGAGAGGUUUGGUGCAGUUUUUAUGGGCAAUUCGGGGACUGGAAAAACGACCAUGGCUAGGAUUUAUACGAGAUAUCUAUAUUCGAUGGGAAUCAUUAAACGGGAUGAUAUUCUCAUGACAACAGGUACAUAUCUUUCAGAUGGAGGUAUUGAAAGAACGAAACGAUACGUUGAUAAAAUAGCUGAUGGCGGUGUGAUGUUCAUCGACGAUGCGAUGACUUUAGACGAUUAUAGCAACGGCACCAAGAUUCUCGAUUUUCUCUUCCAGGAGAUCGAUCAGAAGAAAGGAUCUGCAGUUUUCAUUCUCGCUGGACACGAAAAAGGAAUGCGUAAACUGUUAGGUCAUGGCACAAAGAGUGUUACCAGCCUUCUGCCCAAUGUCCUCACAUUCGACGAUUUUACAGAGCCUGAAUUACUCGAGAUUCUCAAUUCGUGUAUCAAAAAGAGAUUCGAUGGAAAGAUGGAGGUUGAGGGUGGUCACGAUGGUCUUUAUAUGCGGGUUGCGGCGAGGAGAAUUAGUAGAACGAGAGGGGGUUCUCAAUUUGGUAAUGCUAGAGCUGUGGAAAAUCUUGUCGCUCAAAUCUGGGAGAGACAGUCUGCUAGGUUGUCUAAGGUUCGACAAGAUAGAGCUGUUAAGGCUGCGGAAGAAGAGGCUGCAAAGAAGAAAGAAGACGAAGAUAAGGCGGUCGAGGAGAGUACCACUGGCGAACAAACCAUGGGAGACAAGCCGCAAGAUGAACCUUUGAUAGAAACAAACUCUGAGACAGAACAGAAAUCUGAAAUUGGAGAGAACACAGGCCAGGAUGCAAACAAUGGAGACAAGACAGAUGCAAAUACCGAUUUAAACGUUGUUGCGAAGGAACUCGCCGGUGUAAGGAAAGAUGACCAAAUGACUAAGAAUGAGGAGACAAAGGAAGAAACUGGAAAAUCGCUGCGCGAGAGAUAUACUAAAGCUGAGGUAUUGAAGAUCCCGGCCAGCAACAAUCUUGGAAGCGAAACAAAAUCGAAAGAAGAACCUAUUGUUGUGAUGGUUCCAGAACUAGCGGAACCGCCGGAAUCUAUAGACGCAAGUUUCAUAGAAGAGGUCAAAUCAGAAGAGCCAAAGUCGGACGAAGAUACACCCUCGUCUACGAAAGACGAGUCAGUGGUGGACGGGCAGACAUCCUCGGAGGAAACAUCCCCAACGGACGAAAAAGUCGACAAAGAACUAGAAACAAAAGACGAAGACCCCUCGAAAGUUGAAACUAUGGAUGGAAAUAAAGCUGAGGAGGAAGAGACCCCCAAGGAGGGCAAGUUGGCUGAUGAAGCACAAGAGUCGACCGACAAAGAUUCGGAUUCAGGAUCAGAAGCCCCAGAAACUCCAAAAAUAGAUCCAGAGGACCUCUUGUUUACAAAAGAAGACAUACUCGGUCCAGAUCCCUCUGCUGCAAUUUUAAAUAGCGAGGCUUGGCAAGAACUUCAAAAGCUCAUCGGUCUGGAAAAGGUCAAGACUUCUCUACUUACACUCCUCGAGCUCGUAAAAUCAAAUUAUCAGCGAGAGCUGGAAGAAAAACCUCUGCAUCAAUUCACUCUCAAUCGCUUAUUCUUGGGUCCAGCUGGAACUGGCAAAACAGUGGUUGCAAAAUUGUAUGCUAAAAUUCUUGGAGAGAUCGGCGUUCUUUCAAAGGGCGAAGUGAUAUUCCGUAACCCAAGUGAUUUGAUUGGGCAAUAUAUUGGAGACUCGGAAGCCAAUACUAAAGCUGCGCUUAAUGCCGCAAGAGGCAAUGUGUUGGUCAUUGAUGAAGCAUACAUGAUGUACAGUGGGAACUCCGAUGGCACUGGGAAUGAGAGCGAUUCAUAUAGACAAGGAGUCAUCGAUACGCUAGUUGCAGAAGUGCAAGGAAAUCCUGGCGACGACCGAUGUGUUCUGUUAUUGGGAUACAAGGAGCCAAUGAUGGAGAUGCUUAAUCACUCGAAUCCUGGGCUGAGUCGAAGAUUCCCUAUCGAGAGUGCAUUUUGCUUCGAAAACUUCUCGAUUGAUGAACUUGAGAAAAUUCUCCGCUCAAAAUUAGAGUUCCUCGUUCUUGAAGCUACAGAAGAAGCCAUCAAGGUUGCUAUGGAUGUACUUCAGAAAGCCCGAACCAGGUUAAACUUUGGCAAUGGUGGAGAAGUAGAGAAUCUGAUUGCAACUGCGAGAACCAACUACCAAUUAAGAACAUCGAAGACUCCAGUGGAAGAAAGAUCUGGCAUAUGGGUAUUCCAACCAGAGGAUUUCGACCCUGAAUACGAUAGAGGCAGGUCGGCAAAUGCAAACCUUCAAAGACUUUUUGCCGAUGUUAUUGGGUGCGAGAAUAUAGUUAAACAGUUGGGACAAUACCAAAACGUUUGUAAAGCCAUGAAGUCAAGAAACAUAGAUCCAAGACCGUACAUCCCGACGAACUUCGUUUUCAAGGGACCACCAGGAACUGGCAAGACAACAACGGCACGAAAGUUCGCAAAAGUAUAUUAUGACAUGGGAUUCCUCUCCGACGAAACAGUCAUCGAGUGCUCAGCCAGCGACCUUAUUGGCAAAUACGUUGGACAUUCGGGACCAAAAACAGCGAAAGUUCUAGAGAAAGCUCUAGGAAAAGUCUUGUUCAUCGACGAGGCCUAUCGUCUAGCACCCCAUACCGAAAGCCACAGUUUUACAUCCGAAGUCGUAUCAGAACUCGUUGACCUCCUUACAAAACCCAAGUUUCACGGAAACUUAAUUGUAAUUCUCGCUGGCUACGAGGACGAAAUAAACUCUCUACUGUCAGCGAAUCCAGGCUUGGCAUCACGAUUCCCAGAUGAAAUGAACUUUCCAGCUUUGACGCCUCUUCAUUGUUUGCAGAUUUUAGAAAUAAAAUUAGGGCUUGCGGGAAUUACUAUUCCGAUACUGAAGCAAACUGAACAGAGAGAAUAUGAUCAAUUAUUGCGAGUGAUGACGUUUUUAACAGCAACGCAUAGCUGGGGUAAUGCUAGAGAUGUGGAGACUUUAGCGAAAGCGAUUUGCAGAACUGUGUUUUUGGAGAUGGCGGAAGAAGGAGAGUUGGUUUGCACAGCAGAGAAUGCGACUAUGGCAAUAGAAGUCAUGUUGCAUGAGAGGAGACAAAGGGCGUAUACGGCACUGCCGCCCCCUAGAUAUGAAUAGAAAUGGGAAUUGGAAACAGGAAAGUAGGGGAACGGAAAAACUGAGUCUGGGGGUAUGAAUCCACGGAUUCAACCUUUGGUGAUAAAUAGAUCACUGAUGAAUUUAAUGAAUAUGACUUUAACCAUACCUGUUUUAAGCGAUAGAUUCACAGGAUGUCUUAAUUGCUGUAUUCGGGAAUAACCGAGAAAAUGUGCAGACUAUCA